UCUUUUAGCCAGUUGCUUGGGUUCAUGGCCUCAGAUGCCGGCCAAGCACAACAUGGCCAUCAGGCCGACUUUAUGGUGGGUAGGCAUUCGUUUGACGCGAGGUAUCCAUUUCUCACCUACUCGGGUGCUUCUGGAGGGUUUGUAUUUGGUGAUUCUAGUAGGAGUGACGGUGGUCGAGGAGUUCUGAAUAGUCAAAACUCAAACCGUGUUUCGAUGACUUUGAUUGAAGAAAAUGCUAAGACAUUUGAGCAUGAGACUGAUGAGUACUUAGUGGAUGAGCUAAAUGACGAGGAAGACGAGGGAGAUGAGGACGAGGACACGGAGGAGGAAGAAGAUGAGGACAUGGACCAGGAUGAAGAAUCCUAUAAUGACGCAGGUGACAAAAGUACUCCAGUUGAGACAGGCAAAGGCUACAAUCUCAGGAUUGAUCCACCGCGUCGUAGCGUGAGUCGAUACAUGCUGUCUGUGUUCAAAAAGGCCGCGAAGAAAUGCAAGAACCUUGUGAACUUUGGAAAGUGGAUAGCGAGGAAGUAGUUGUGGUGUAGUUAGUUUUCUCUAUGUAUCAGUUAUCUUUCGUCAAGUAUACUUUAACUACUUAUGUAUGACUAAACUUUCCUAAGUACCAACUAAGUAUUGUAUGUUUCAGUUGA
Molecule: messenger RNA, 650 nt
Organism: Arachis ipaensis
Lineage: Eukaryota; Viridiplantae; Streptophyta; Magnoliopsida; Fabales; Fabaceae
Source: RefSeq, a predicted model, not a curated record